Molecule: messenger RNA, 2227 nt
Organism: Topomyia yanbarensis
Lineage: Eukaryota; Metazoa; Arthropoda; Insecta; Diptera; Culicidae
Product: phosphatidylcholine:ceramide cholinephosphotransferase 1-like
Exons: 6
Coding region: 562-1662 (366 amino acids)
Biological process (GO): sphingomyelin biosynthetic process; ceramide biosynthetic process
Cellular component (GO): endoplasmic reticulum membrane; Golgi membrane
Molecular function (GO): sphingomyelin synthase activity; ceramide cholinephosphotransferase activity
Source: RefSeq, a predicted model, not a curated record
AGCCGUAUCUUCGCCAUGAAAUCAGUCAGUCAAGUCAGUCGUUGGGCAAACUUCGUUCAUUGUGGUAGUUGUCGGAGUUGUGGCGCAAAUCGAGAUUUAUAGCAUUUUCAUCCAAAUUUAUACCGGUUUCGUUUGUUUAGAAGCGCGUUUUAUUUCGUGUGGUCUGUUUUUUAUUAGUUUCGAGUGAUUGUGCACUUUGUUUCGUGAACAUUAGAAUAGGUUCUAGAAGAUGGUGGACGAAUAAAUGAAGUUUCGUUGAAGAUAUUCAACCAGGUCGUCACUCAGUAGGGCUUCGUCUUGUAACGUGAAACAUAUUCGUAGAGAAAGUGAGGUGCAAUGAACGCGAAGAAAUCCAUACUAAUAGUGAAUGGCGCGCUUGAGCAGCGAAGAAUUGUGUGGAACGUAUAGACAACACAUAUUAUACCUGACUGACACUUGCCCCCUCCAGAGCUUGGUUAUCUCCUCAAAGAGGAAGAGCUAAUUGAAUUAUGAAAGUCGAAAUUACUAGAGUGGAGUGAGAAUACCGUUGGAUAAAAAAGGUUUAUUGAAUAUUGAAAUAGAAUGUCCAGCAAUUAUGUGCACAAGGUGAAAAAAGGAAUACAUAAAGUGAUCUACGACAAGCUGUAUUUCAACUGUUCCACCUUCAGAAAGAUGCAUUACGAAGAAGUCCCUGGUGUCUACGAUACCAACUAUAACGGUAAUCAUUCCUACCACCAGCAGCAUCCACAAGUAGACAGCCUCGGUAGUCCGGGAAGUGAUGCCGUGAUGAUAAAAAUUGACGUUCCAGUACCGCUACGCGAUGAACAACGUUUUCCAAAGGAAGUCUGGAAGACGGUUCUAGCGCUGUUCAUGCUAGCCUGUAACUUUCUGCUAGCAACGGUUUCACUGGCAAUGGUACACGACCGUGUGCCAGACCGAGAACAUUACGGACCCUUACCUGAUGUGGUUCUAGAUAACAUGAAAUCUCUCGAGUGGGCGUUGGAUGUCAGUGAAGUACUCAUAAUGGUAGUUGUGAAUUCGUGUGUCCUAUUGAUUACUUUUCAUAAGCACAGAUUCAUCGUGAUGCGGCGAAUUUUUCUAUUGAUGUCGAUAUUAUACUUCAUGAGGUCAAUAACCAUGUACGUGACAGUACUACCGGUUCCAAGCGCUACGUACUACUGCAGUCCGAAGGCCAAUGAGACGACCCCAUUGGUAAUCAUAAAACGUGCCUUCCAGCUCGUUUCCGGUUUCGGUCUGUCGAUCAAUGGCAAGCAUACGUACUGUGGUGAUUACAUAUACAGCGGCCAUACGGUGACGUUGGUGAUGGGAUAUUUGAUUAUCGCUGAGUAUUCACCAAAGAAAUUUUGGAUUAUACAUUGGGCUGCGUGGUGUGCUAGUGUGACCGGUGUUUCAAUGGUUUUACUUGCACACGGUCACUAUACUGUGGAUGUGCUGAUAGCAUACUACGUGACAACUCGACUGUUCUGGACCUACCAUACGUUGGCUAACAACAGUCUUCUGCUGAAGCAAAAUGGAAGCAACUACAUAGGUCGCGAAUGGUGGUUCUUCAUUUUCCGCUACUUUGAAAGAAACGUCCGAGGUCCGGUGCCACUUCAAUACGACUGUCCAUUGCCCAUUCCUUGGACAAAGAAGAUCCCAAAGUUGCCAGGACGAGAAAGUUGAUAACGAUCUAUGCUAAAGUUAUAUCUCGUCUAUCUCGUAUUGACUGAUGUGUAAGGUAGAAUGGAAUAGGUUGAAAGGAAGCAGUACACCGGCUUUAUCGGCUGUUAGCUACUGUAUUGUUCCGGUUCUAAAGAAGCAAACUAGAGAAACUACAUGCUAACCGAUAUGGGCAGCUAAUUCAAACGCAUAAGACUUUAUUAAUCCAGAUUAGAGAAUACAUUUAGAUAAUGUCAAGAAAGUUCUUUGAGAACAUUUAUAGAUAUAAAAAUGUAAAUAGAUCAGAAAGAGCGUACCAAUCUAAUCGAAUACGCCAGUAAGUGUAAGCAUUUGUGUGUAGUUUUUAUAUAACAGAACAUUUUUACCAGUACCCGCAAGGGUUGAAAAACAUUUGAAUCUUAAACAAAAAGAUAUCAGCAUACAUUAAACUUAUCAAAACAAGAGCUGCCUUGAACAAAAAAAAAACAAACUAACAGGUAAUUUAGAGAAAACGAAACAUGUGAUAAUCGUUAGACGAGUAUUUUUACUGUAGUUGUUUAGGUGAAUAAAAGACAAUGUUCACAAAAAA